Molecule: messenger RNA, 1028 nt
Organism: Manacus vitellinus (golden-collared manakin)
Lineage: Eukaryota; Metazoa; Chordata; Aves; Passeriformes; Pipridae
Gene: ACOT8
Product: acyl-CoA thioesterase 8
Exons: 4
Biological process (GO): fatty acid catabolic process; acyl-CoA metabolic process
Cellular component (GO): peroxisomal matrix
Molecular function (GO): fatty acyl-CoA hydrolase activity
Source: RefSeq, a predicted model, not a curated record
GGUGCGGGUGGCACCGCCGGGCUCGGCCCCUGCAGGGCAGGUCCCUUCCGUGGCCCGGCGGCAGAAUGUCGCUGUGCUGUCCCAGGGGACCCCAAGGUGCCGGUGCUGUACGAGGUGGAGAGGACUCGUACAGGGAAGAGCUUCUCCGUUCGCUCCGUGAAGGCCAUCCAGCACGGAAAGCCGAUCUUCACCUGCCAGGCCUCCUUCCAGCUCUCCCAGGGGAGCCCAGUGCAGCACCAGUUCACCAUGCCCACCGUGCCGCUCCCCGAGGAGCUGCUGACACAGGAGGAGCUCAUCCAGAAAUUCCUGCAGAAUCCUAACCUGGCUGAGAGAUACAGGAAACAUCUCAACAAGAUCCAAGCCGAAGAUGUGCCGAUUGAUAUUAAACCCGUGAACCCACCAGAUAUGUUCAGCUCAGAGCCACAGGAGCCAAAGCAGCUCUUCUGGGUGCGAGCACGAGGCUACAUAGGGGAGACGGACAUGAAGGUGCACUGCUGUGUGGCCGCCUACAUCUCCGACUACGCUUUCCUGGGCACGGCCCUGCUCCCUCACCGGCAGUACCACAUCAAGUUCAUGGUGUCCCUUGACCAUUCCAUGUGGUUCCACGCGCCCUUCCGAGCUGACCACUGGAUGCUCUAUGAGUGCGAGAGCCCCUGGGCUGGCGGGUGCCGGGGCCUGGUGCAGGGACGGCUGUGGCGCAGGGACGGGGUCCUGGCUGUCACCUGUGCACAAGAAGGAGUCAUCAGGGUGGAACAGAGACCAAACCAGAGCAAGCUCUAGCUGAGGAGCCCCCACAAGCUGGGGCUCAAGCGUACCAAGCGAAGGACCCUGGGAUCAAGACAGGACCUAGACAGCAGCAGGAAGGAGACUGGGCUGGAUCCAGCCCAGUGUGGAGUCCAAGUGCCAGAGGUGUCUGUGACAGACGGUGACCCACAGAGCAUCAGUGUGACCAACUGGCUGCUGCACAGUGUGUAACCACAUGCUGCCACCAGCCACCUUAAAAUAAAGCCGUUGGGUGAAGAGCUGGA